Messenger RNA from Seminavis robusta, 1710 nucleotides. The record is from the annotation of a GenBank genome assembly. NCBI's taxonomy places the organism in Eukaryota, Bacillariophyta, Bacillariophyceae, Naviculales, Naviculaceae.
AUGGCACCCUUUACAGCUUCAUUCCAUGCUGGCGAGUUGUCAGCCCAAGAAAAGGCUGGCACUCGAGGAGUCGCGGCCGAACUUUUGCCCGGUAAAACCGGUGCUCUGAACUUCUCCAAGAACCAUGAUGCCUUUUUGGCGGCUCAAUCCUUUGCGGUAGUAUCGAUCGUCCAAAAUGGCGGACAUGUAUGGGUGACACCACUCUUUGGCAAAGCUGGUGACAUCACGGCAGUAUCCGAGAGUGAGAUUGUCAUUUCACCCAACAGCAUCCCCAAGAAUGACAUUCUCCACUCUGUCCUUGCAUCACCAGAUAACAACAAUACCCCCCUUUCCAUGUUGGGUAUUGACCUCGUCAAGAGAAUUCGUCAUCGAAUAAACGGAGCUUCCGUCUCUAGCACUGACAAUGUUGAUCUACACUUUCAAGUCAAGGAGUACUCACCCAACUGUCCCAAGUACAUUAACCGACGGCAGAUUAUCCCAUCGGAUACUCCCAUCAAUGAUGCUGCCGUCCGCCAAGAACGAGUGGAACUGACUCCCUCAGACCGUGAGUUUGUCCAGUCCAUGGAUACCCUAUGGAUUGGCAGUUAUGCUCCCAAUGUGGGUGCCGAUGCCAACCACCGUGGUGGCAGACCAGGAUUCAUCCGCGUGGCGUCGAACAAUACUAUCGAAUGGCCCGAGUACCGUGGAAACGGCAUGUUCUACACUUCUGGCAACUUGGAAGUCAACGACCGAGCGGGGGUUACAUUGGUGGACUUUGAAACGGGCAGCAUGAUCCAAAUGACGGGUCGGGCCACGGUGGGUUGGCAUCAUAAUAAUGCUGCCAAUAAUUAUGAAGGAGCCACUCGUCUCAUGAAGUUUCAAAUUGAACGCCUCGUUCGCACCGAUUAUGCCACCAAUCAUCGAUGGAAGUUGCUGGACUAUUCGCCCUACAACCCUGCCAUUUCUGGAAGUGAUAACAAUGCUGGUGAUGACAACACCAACAGCAGCAUUGUGACAUUGGCCAAGAUCGUAUCAGAAUCGCGGAAUGUCAAGACCUUUCGAUGGGUGGCACAGCGAAACAUUGUAUUCUUGCCCGGUCAAUACGCCACCUUUGAGUUUGACAAGGUCCCGGGUGGAAGUGCCUCGGAGGUUCGGACGUGGACUCUGUCCGAGACUCCCAACAGCAUCAAAGGCGACAACACGUUGGAUAUCACGGUCAAGCGCAAUGGAUUGGUGACAAACUGGCUUCAUGAUCAUGCCGAGGUAGGAUUGCAGGUCAAGUUGAAUGGAAUGCAGGGCGACAUGACGGCAGUCACCUUUGAUAGUCAAACACAAAAGCCUGUCAUUCCCAAGCAUCUUUUACUUAUGAGUGCAGGGAUCGGCAUCACACCCAACCUGGCCAUGGUAAGGGGUGUAGGAGCCUUUGAGCUGCAGGAUGAUACCAGCAUCACCAUGAUUCACGUGGAACGGAAUGAAGCGGACUUGGUCAGCCAAGGCGAAUUGAAUCGUCGGGCCAGGAACUAUCCCAGCUUUUCCUACACCAAUGUCAUCUCAAGCAAAGAGGGUCGUCUGACACGAGAACGGCUUGGCAAACUCCUUCCAGAAGCCACCAUGGGAUUCCAGGAAGCCUACAUUUGUGGUCCUGAAUCCUUCAUGUCGGAUAUGACAGAGCAUCUCGUGGCAAUGGGAGUUCCAGCUGGGAACAUCCACACAGAAAGUUUUGACUUUUAG